AGUGGUAGUCCGUCACAUAGACCCUUGUGCAGGCGAUUGAAUACACCUGCACCACCGACGUCGGUUCUGUUUUUCUUUCUUUAUUGGUUUUCUGCGACUCCACCGUUAUCGUUUGUGGCUUCAUAAAACCGCGAUUACCCCCGCACAACUACGUAAACACAGAAAAGGUUGAAGAACACUAUUUCUCGCUCUAGCUUCUUCUUUUCUCUCACCAUCUGAAUCGGGGUACUACCGCAAUGAUGCGGCGUCUUCGCGUUUCCGCGGCCUGUCCGCGUGAUGCCGCCCGCACCCGCAUGACGGGCUUCAACCUGUUCACGCAGGAGACACAGAGGCAACGUCGCGUUCUGAAGUCCAAGAAUAUGAAGGACGGCAGGAAAAACAUGCAGAUCAUGUCCAGUCUGUGGGAGCAACUGACGCAGCGGCGCCGUGAGAUCUAUAACGAACGCGCACGCCAGCGCAACGCGUUGAAGCUCAGCGACCCCGUGAAGAAGAACAACACCUUCAACCUUAUCAUGCGGCUUUUCGGUGCUGAGAAGAUUAUGCUGAACGCGGGCGAUGAGGCCUUCAUCGCGCGCAUUGCCAAAAGCACCAUGCAAGUCAUGAACCAAAAGGACAACAGAAAACUACGGGCGAAGCUGAAAGUUGAGGACAACUCAGCUGCAAAGGGAAAAACAGCGUGUUCCAUCACUUCCGCCUUUAAGCGCUUCUCCAACCCGCACAUGAUGUUUUUCGACUCCUUCACGGAGAUGCAACGAAGUGUGGCACCAACUCGUAAGAUUGCUUUCUCGAACAUUUCAAAACUGGUGUCCCUCAGCAACGUCUCCGAGUCUGGGGAGGAGUACGUUAUUCAAAGCUUCAACUCUCUCUCUGCGGACGAAAGCAAUCUCUUUAGCCCAAUCUCCGACGUGGAGGCGCCGUACUUUGAGGUGUUCUGCGCUACACGCUGCGGAAACAUGGACUACAAGCACUUUAACAUCCUUCACCUCUUCGCCAUGUUUCGCGGCAUCGAGGUGUACAUCCCGCAGAACCAGGAGCGGGAACGGCUGUACCGCAGCCUCCUCAGCAGCUACCGCGCGCACGACGGCGUCUACUACCGCGCACGUCGCUGCCUCGAGCGGCUGGAGGCACCCCGAAGUUCCGACUGCGGACUUUACAUCACCAAGCGAACGCCCGCACCGGUGAAGAUCGCACCGUCCACCUACGGCAUCGAGCAGAGCUGGGACGACGUCUCCGUGGCGACGGUGCUGGCCGAGACGCGCCACGAGCAGUCAGUCUACGACGACAUCCUCGUGCGUGCCGCGUUGCUUCGGUCAGAGGAGAAGAACGCACUGCUGGACCUCUAUCAGAUUCGCCUGGAGGGGGCAAAAUACGCAGCAAAUUUGGUGCGCAAGGUCGCUGCGGCGGCACCGGAGGAGGAGGCGAUGGAGGAGGACUUCGAAGACACGGUGAAGGCGGUGCGCGCAAAGAGGGCGGCGAGGACGAAGACGCCGGCCUCGCAUGACGAAAUUGCGGUGGUCCCUGCGAGGAGUAAAGCGGCACAGAAGAAGCGCGCGGUGUCGCGCACGGCAGAGAGGGAAGCUGCUUCUCCCAUGACGAGGACGUCCGCACUCUCAAGAGCAAAGAAGAACGUGCGGUCUGCGGCCAGCUCCACGAAAUUAGAGGAGAAGCGGCGCGCGGUAGAGGCAGAGACAGCGGUUGAGGAGAGUGAAGAUAAGGAGAUGGAGGUGGCGGCGGUACGGCGGACUUCGUCGACAAAGAAGUCACGCGUACUGCAGCCCUCCAUGGCGGCGGCGGCGGUGGAGAGCGAGUUGAGCGCGGAGGAUUUCAUGGCAGUGGAGGAGGUCGGGGCGGAGGAAGAGGAGGCAGCAGAUGCCUAUGCAGCUGCUCUCGACGAGGAUCAUGUGGAGAACAGCGAAGAGAGGGAAGUGGCUGCUCCAGCGAGGAAAGGCAGGUCAGAGAAGCGUCGCAGCGCACGUAGUCGCCUCACUGACCCAGCGGCGAUGUUGCCUGCAGAGGCACGCGUGCAAAAGCUUGUCACGAAGCACUCGUCAGCGCGAAGGAAGGUGCUGCCCAUCACCACAGCCCAGGCUCCCCCCUGCGUUCCUCCGAGGCGCAACGCGGAUUUCACAGCGAGCAUUCGUGCGCUGCUGAGCGGCUCCAUGUGA
Messenger RNA from Leptomonas pyrrhocoris, 2165 nucleotides. RefSeq lists its product as hypothetical. The record is from RefSeq and is a predicted model, not a curated record. The transcript has a single exon. NCBI's taxonomy places the organism in Eukaryota, Euglenozoa, Kinetoplastea, Trypanosomatida, Trypanosomatidae. The coding region runs from base 237 to 2165 and encodes 642 amino acids.